CCGCGCCCCGGCCAUGCCCGCCGCCGACUCCGAGGUGCCGCGCCGGGCGGCGCCGCCCCCCGCGCAGGAGCGGGGCGCCGAGCCUCCGCCGACGCGCCACGGGGAGCUGCAGUACCUGGGGCAGGUGGAGCACAUCCUCCGCUGCGGUUUCAGGAAGGAGGACCGCACGGGCACCGGCACCCUGUCGGUGUUCGGCCUGCAGGCGCGCUACAGCCUGAGAGAUGAAUUUCCUCUGCUGACAACCAAACGUGUUUUCUGGAAAGGUGUUUUGGAAGAGCUGUUGUGGUUUAUCAAGGGAUCCACAAAUGCUAAUGAACUGUCUUCCAAGGGAGUGAAAAUCUGGGAUGCCAAUGGGUCCCGAGACUUUUUGGACAGCCUUGGGUUCUCCAACAGAGAAGAAGGGGAUUUAGGCCCCGUUUAUGGCUUUCAGUGGAGACAUUUUGGGGCAGAGUACAAAGAUAAAGAUUCAGAUUAUUCAGGUCAAGGAGUAGACCAGCUGCAAAAAGUGAUUGACACGAUCAAAACCAACCCUGAUGACAGAAGAAUCAUCAUGUGUGCUUGGAAUCCAAAAGAUCUUCCUCUGAUGGCCCUACCUCCAUGCCAUGCCCUUUGCCAGUUCUAUGUGGUGAAUGGUGAGCUAUCCUGCCAGCUGUACCAGAGGUCAGGAGACAUGGGCCUGGGCGUGCCCUUCAACAUUGCCAGCUACUCCUUGCUCACCUACAUGAUCGCACACAUCACAGGCCUGAAGCCAGGCGAUUUUGUACAUACUUUGGGAGAUGCACAUAUUUACCUGAAUCACAUUGAGCCGCUAAAAGUGCAGCUUCAGCGAGAACCAAGGCCUUUCCCGAAGCUCAAAAUCCUUCGAAAAGUUGAGACAAUCGAUGAUUUCAAAGCUGAAGACUUUGAGAUUGAAGGGUACAGUCCUCAUCCUUCUAUUAAAAUGGAAAUGGCUGUUUAGAGUGAUUUUAAGGGAUGCCCAGGUGAAACUUUUUUGCUUUAAAAGAAGGACUAGUAAAAAAAAUCUCUUGGUGAUCUGUCAGUUUAUUUACAAACUAUUAAGGAUGUUGCCAGUGGGAAGUAAACUGCUGGUUCUUAGCAGUAAAAGGCCUUGAGCUUGAUUAACUCCAAGGAUAUAUGGAAAUGCUAAGAUUAUGAAUAUGGUCAGAAGGUAAAAAUUUAUGCUCUUAACAAAAAACAUGUACAUGCAUUUCAAUCCCAUUUUUGUGCAGGUGAGGAAUUUCCAUAAUUAUAUAAGCUAUUCCCCCAAAUUUGAACCAGCUGAACAGCAUCAUGAGUCAAUGAUAAUGUAUAAUGUGGUUAUGAACAUUUAAAGUUAUAUAUUACUAUAAUAAAGUGUUC
Messenger RNA from Talpa occidentalis (Iberian mole), 1359 nucleotides. RefSeq names its product thymidylate synthetase (gene TYMS). The record is from RefSeq and is a predicted model, not a curated record. Gene Ontology annotation, biological process: dTMP biosynthetic process. The transcript is spliced from 7 exons. Gene Ontology annotation, cellular component: cytosol; mitochondrion. NCBI's taxonomy places the organism in Eukaryota, Metazoa, Chordata, Mammalia, Eulipotyphla, Talpidae. Gene Ontology annotation, molecular function: thymidylate synthase activity. The coding region runs from base 14 to 958 and encodes 314 amino acids.